Vitrella brassicaformis is the source of this 855-nucleotide messenger RNA. The record is from the annotation of a GenBank genome assembly. Lineage: Eukaryota; Vitrellaceae.
AGCCCUUCACUGCAAUCACUUGAGCUACUGCAUGGCACACUUGUCGGCCGCCAGCCCAGUGAGGUCGCCCAGGCGGCGCUUCUUGAGCACCACAUCCAUCCGGCCGCCUGUCCAGUCUGUGUGGUCGAGGAAGUCGCCCCUGGCCCCGCAGUGGCACAUGCGAUACCUCGUGCGGAUGUCGCCGGUGAAUGCCUUGAGGAAGGGAUACUUGCCCUCGUCGGGCUUGAUGUCGUCUCCAUCAUCGCUCCAGGAGAGCACCGGCUGGGCAUCUGCGGAAGUCAGCAGUACGGGGGAACAUGUGCCAUCACAUGGAUGCAUUCAUUCUCUCGGUCGUUGCUCACAUUCCCGUGUGUUGACGGUCAGCACGACACUGUUGGGCUGCAGCAUGAGGAUCAGGUCAUAGUACACGCGGAAGUGGUCAGGCGAGUAGGGGGGUGGGUUCUGAUCCUGCAAUGGGUAGUUGUACUGAAGUCGCGGACAGACAGAAGAAUGGCAGAGGAACAUGGCAAUUACUGAUGCAUCCAGUGCAGCGCACCUCUGUCUUGACGUGCAUUGUGAGCUGGCGGAGCGAGAGGCGCUCCUGCAUGGCGGUCCACAAGGCGCCGCCUUUCUCAGGCACCACCAGGGGGCUCUCCUGCACCUCCGUCCGCACCUCCAGCUCGUCCAGACACACACGCUUGGUGCCCCCCUCCCCUGGUUGAGCCGCAGUGCCCUCAAACAGACACGCAAAUGCGUCAAAGGCCGCCCACCUGAACACCGACAGACCAGCUAUGACCCCACCGAUCCGACCCACCCCACCCCCACCACCUACCAGGGCACACAAAUGAGUCGAACAGUGUGUAGUGUGUGCGGCAU